Molecule: messenger RNA, 4185 nt
Organism: Mya arenaria
Lineage: Eukaryota; Metazoa; Mollusca; Bivalvia; Myida; Myidae
Product: gelsolin-like protein 2
Exons: 13
Coding region: 156-1268 (370 amino acids)
Molecular function (GO): actin filament binding
Source: RefSeq, a predicted model, not a curated record
GCGCGCAGUAUCACUUCGAAUGUUUUUCUCAAUAUUACUCGUACAUGUUUUAAGCAAUAUUACAUUAUUUUGAUACAUUGUUUCGGUAAACUAUUUAAACAUUAAGUAAUAAAAAUUGUGCUUUUGAAAGCAUUUUUUGCUUGCUGGACUUAAAGAUGGCUCAACUCCGCAAGCCGAAGCAGUAUGACUGGAAAGACAGUAAUCUGGCCCUGUUUGGGUCCGACUUGGACAAAGAUACAAAAAAGUCUGCAGCGGAAACGGAACCAGCCUGGAGAAUCGCUGGCCGUAAACCCGGGCUUCAGAUCUGGAGAAUUGUGAAUUUCAAAGUGACAACCUGGCCCGAAGAAGAUUACGGCAAGUUUUAUGACGGGGAUUCCUACAUUGUUCUGAACACAUAUAAAGACCAAGGUUCGGACAUCUUGAAGUACGACGUCCAUUUCUGGAUAGGGAAGUACAGCACCCAGGACGAGUAUGGUACGGCGGCAUACAAGACCGUGGAGCUGGACACGUACCUAGAUGACCGUCCCAUCCAGCACAGAGAAGUCCAGGGUCAUGAGUCCAAACUCUUCAAGUCGUACUUCAAAACCAUUGAGCUGUUGAGGGGCGGGGCUGACAGUGGCUUCAGGCACGUGGAGGCGGAGGCUUAUCAGUCGAGGUUGCUGCAUUUCCACGGAGACAAGCGACACGUGGAGAUAGCGGAGAUAUCCCGGAGCAAAGACCUCCUUGACUCGUCCGAUGUGUACAUUCUGGACCUUGGCAAGAAAAUAUACCAAUGGAACGGAAAACAAAGCAACAAAGACGAAAGAUACAUGGCCGCUGUGCAUGUGAACAAAAUCAAACAAGACAGAGGCAAGUGUACCUCGGAGACCUUGGACGAGGGAAUGUCUGCAUGUGGAGUGUUCUAUGGCAAACUGGACGAAAACGUGGACGACAUCGUCGACAGUGAGGAAGAAAAUCAAAACAUCACAAAGAGCGACACAAUCAAAAAGCUGUUCAGGUUGUCCGACGCUGAGGGGGAAAUGAAAUUCAACCUGGAAAAAGAGAACAACAUGGCCAAGAACGACCUUGACUCAAACGACGUGUUUAUUCUGGACACGUGCCAAGAUGUCUUUGUUUGGAUCGGCAACGGGUCCUCAAAAGAUGAGCGGAGGAACGCCAUGGUCUAUGCACACAAUUACCUGACAACCACGUGUCACCCUCUACUCCCGAUCACGUGCAUCAUGGAGGAAAACACGUGUCGUCAAUUUGAAGUGGCACUUACGGCUUAGUAAUGCGCACACAAAACCCAAGACUAGAACUCUUAAAGUGACACUCUUAUUCAAAAUCAAUACAUACACAUGUAUAACAAACACUAAUUUUCACUAAUAAACCUUAAACUUCUUAUUAAAUAAUGCAUUUAUGAAAAAUAAUAAUUACUGAGAACAAUAUUGUAACCGUGUAUUCAACAGCUGAAAGCGCAAAAAAACAUUAAAUGAUUGAUGUAUGCUAAAAGAUUUACUACGGUCUAUUAUAGUCUCAUGAGGUAGAAAUACUGUGUUUUAUGCUAAUUUCUUUCAAAUUAAACUAGGUGUCCUUCAUAAGAACCAUUGUUUUCGACAUACAUUUAUCCUUUUUCGAAUAUUAAAACAAUAUUAUUAAUUGUGGUAAAUCAGUCAGGGAGUAAAAGUGCACAAUACACAAUUAUUGAAUGAUGAUUUUACAAGUUGAAAAUAAGAAUACGAAAUAUGAUACAGGUCUCUUUUCGGGUUUACACGAUAAAAGCAAAAUCGAAGUUAUUUUAUAUCACAGUUAAUAGAACGGCUGUACGGUAUGAUUUCUAUGUGUACUGAACAUUUAUGUACUGUCUAUGUACUGCUUGUCUUAAGUAUAGGGCAUAGACCGGGUACCUGCUGACGGGUACAAUUUUAGAACCUGACCCCAAUAUAUCACAAAAAUACUCAAGUCAAAUCUCAAUCUGAACUCAAUUUACCACAUGAAAGUCUAGUGUAGUAAAACAAUCAUGUUUUUUUUAUUUUUUAUUUUCAAUAACGUAUUUCUAAAAAAAAUGUAUGCGUAUAUUAUUUAAAUAAAUCAGCACAUAAUAAAGUAGUUCACCAUUAAAAGUAAAGAACGGUGGUAUGAACAUUGUUGUUAACUUAACAAAUUUCUUAAAGUAACACUCUCAUAGAUUGACAGUUUUGACUCUUUUUUGACUCCGAAGCAGCUGACUUUUGUAUCAUUUUUGCCUUCAAUUCAGUCAUAUAAGAUAACUCACAAUAUAACAGAUUUCAAUUUAUUUGGAAACUGCCGAAAAAAAAUCAUUUUUCUUAAAGCUGCACUCUCACAGAUUAAACGUUUUGACAACUUUAUUAUUUUUUUGUCUUGGAACGAGUAAAUUUUUGCGUAAAUAUCUGCAAACCAGUGAUAAAAGACUGCUGACAAAAGAUCAGAUCGCAGUUUUUCAUAUUUCCGUCCCAAAACUGAUGUUUUAUGUAUUUUUCUUAAACCGUUAGUAAAGGUUUAAGCCAUAAAACAUUAAAUUUGGAAUGGAAAUAUGAAAAUCUGCGAUCUGAUCAUUUGUAAGCAGUCUUUCAUCAUUGGUUAGCAGAUAUUUACGCAAAAAAUGCUAAUAUGACAAAAAAAGUUGGAAAAACGGUAAAUCUGUGAGAGUGCAGCUUUUAAGUGUUAGUAACGCUUAAUUAUAACUAUGAAAUAUUAAUUUUCGAACGUAAAUAUGAAAAACUGCGAUCUGGGGCCGGAUUAAAAAAACAGCUUAGAUUGAACUUAAGUUUAAAAUUAGAAUCUAAGUGUUUUGAUUGGCCUGUAUAUUUAGCUGACCAAUAGGCUUAAAGGAAUCACUGAGGCGUGUCUAAGGAUAAUGAUAAGAUCUGUAUUGAAUCCCGCCCCUGAACUUUUGUCAGCAGUCUUAUAUCACUGGUUUAGAGGUAUUUAUGCAAAAAUCUUAGGCAACAAAAAUGUCAAAACGAUCAACAUGUGAGAGUGCAGCUUUAACAAUCGUCCAAAGGACGACUAUUUUUUUCAAAUUCUUCAAUUAUAUAUCGAUUUUUUUUCUAAUGGUACAUGGUCUUUUCUUGUUCUUUAUUUUUAAUUUACAUUCUGCGUUUGUUUUUAACAUACAGUCGAACCCCGUUCGCUCGAACUCACGGGGAAUGGCAAAGUACCUCGAGCCUCGGAAAAUUCGAGCCAAGCGGGAAUGCUUACCUUCAGUUUAAAGAAAUCCGUCGUUAACAUCCAGUUCGAGCUAACGAGGAAUUCGAGCAAAGCGAGUUUGAGCCAACGGGGGUCGACUGUACUUCUUAUUUGCUUUCUUCAAUGAAUUGAUGUGUAAGGAAAUUUUAUUUUGUGCUUGUAACUAUUCGGUAUAUUUGCCAUUUGACAGCCAUGGUAUUAGUAAAAAAUGCUUUAAUCAGAAUUAAAUUGGUUGCCUAUCCAUGUGUAUUUGUGUCGAUAAGGACUUCAAAAGCAACACGAUUUGCUUAAAUAUCAAAUGUAAAAUAUAUGAUGUAUUCAUCUUCAACAAUUAGGGUAAUCCAUUCAUCAUUACCAAAAUAAUGCAACUGGUAAAGUUUAUUUUUAUUGUUCCAAAUGUUCAGUUUGAUUUUUUUGAGUUUUCAUCGAUAGCUUUUUAAUAUAGACAAUAAUAUUUUUUUUUAUAUAAUUUAAGAAACGAAUUAAUAAAAUUGCUAUAUAAUCAUAAUAUUUUUUAUUACCUUUUUAUAAUUUAUAUCAUAUUAUUAUGGUAGCGUCAUUUUCGAAUAAUUUAGAAAUGUAAUAGAUGCAAAAAUGAAAUACUUUCAAAGAUCGCUAUGUCGAACUCUGUUAACUCGAUUUUCUGAUUAUUUCGAACUUUUUUUCGAUUUAUUUUCGGUUUAGUUUAAUCUUUUUGUUUAUCGGUUAUAUCGAAUGUCCGUUAUCUCGAAGUAUAUUCCGAGGUCCCAACGUCUUCGACACAGCGAGUUUUUUUUCUGUACAGGUUAAUCAAUAUAAAUUAAAACUGAAAAUAAUCUUGAUGUUAAUAUCUUAAUUGCACUAACCCAUCUUUGCGUUCUAAUGAUGAAUGGCUUACCUUAAAACGUGUUUUGUCAGGAUAAACUCCAAAAACAAGACGAGACUGUUCUUCAUGAGUGAAUAUAUUAUAUGUGUUUUAAUUUCAUUGUUUAUUUAAUAAACAAAACAAUCUCUGCA